AUGGGUUGGUUACCGUUCUCAAAGUCUACAAACGCCCCAUCGGAUUCGUUGGGCCCCAAUCAGAUCGAGCAGAGGUCGCAUCAUUCAGUGGGUUUGGGUGCUGGAAACCAAGGGUUCGAUAAAACCCAAUCUGAUAUCUCAACUACAUUAGAGCAAAUAACCCAAGACCAUGAGAGACCUUUGGAUAUUCAAAAUGUCGACUUAACCAGCAGCUCCUUGGAGGAGACCGUUUCUGGGUUUGUUAGAGACAAGCCUAAAAACCUCUACAUCAUUGAUGGAGAAAAGAAUAUCAAACAGAGUAUCAUCUGUACCAGUGAUACCAAUGGAGGAAAGACGUGCUUGAAACUCGGAGUUAAUUCAAUUGAGUUAUUCAAGACUAUGCAAAAAUUGGAGUACUUCUGCUCUUUACCUGAUGACAUUGACGCCACCUACUUUGAAUGCAGAAAGAUUGAGUAG
Suhomyces tanzawaensis NRRL Y-17324 is the source of this 456-nucleotide messenger RNA. RefSeq lists its product as uncharacterized. Lineage: Eukaryota; Fungi; Ascomycota; Pichiomycetes; Serinales; Debaryomycetaceae. The record is from RefSeq and is a predicted model, not a curated record. Bases 1 to 456 code for a protein of 151 amino acids. The transcript has a single exon.